Molecule: messenger RNA, 796 nt
Organism: Saccostrea cuccullata (small rock oyster)
Lineage: Eukaryota; Metazoa; Mollusca; Bivalvia; Ostreida; Ostreidae
Exons: 5
Coding region: 38-715 (225 amino acids)
Source: RefSeq, a predicted model, not a curated record
AUAACCUCGAACUUUUACAGUUUGAAGUUUGAAAAGUAUGAAGGUGCCAUUGAUGUUUCUUCUAAUGCCACUAUGUUUGGCUUUGGUCAUUACUUCUUGUUUGGGCCAUGUGGUGGAGGACAAUUGGGAGCUAGUUUUUCACGCAGUAAAAGGUAAUAGACAGAAUGUACUUGCAGCUUGGACCAACGGAACAGCAUCACCAUGUACACUAGAUAACGGGUGUAUUAAUAGGGGAUUUACGUUAGACAAUUGGAGUAACACCACGCAGCAUCUCCGAAGCCCAUUAAUUAAUUUAUGGCACUUACUCAACAUUAUUAAGGUUCGCGUAGUGUUUGGGGCUCAAGGAAAUACAGUGGCAUUCUUGGAAUUUGACGGAAGUGGAAGUAACAAAGAGAACUGGUUCAGCAAAGAGAGAUUGUUACGCAGCAGUUGGUCCGAUCUAAAUAGCAAUUCUGUGACUAAUUAUUUCUCCAUGAACGGGUAUCCACAUUUCUAUAAUGAUUCUGGAAGACAUUUUUUUAUCAACAAAUCAUAUGGCUCAUGUCCAAACGAUAUUGGAUGGUUAGUUGUAAUAGAUAGAAUCCCUGUGUGUACCUGGGAGAAGAAGGGAGAUCACCCACCACUCUUUUUGUACAGCAAAAGUUCGAAAGCUAUGAACUGGAACACUAAUAUUGGAUCUGCUGAUGUAAUGAACGUCUACAUUCUCACUCUCUAAGCCUAACGGUUGAGGGAAAAGAGAAGUUUAUUUCCAACAACUUUGGAAAAUGCACACAUGAAUUCAAUUCAUUUAAACUUA